This is a messenger RNA of Ochotona curzoniae (black-lipped pika), 1205 nucleotides long. RefSeq names its product solute carrier family 30 member 2 (gene SLC30A2). Gene Ontology annotation, cellular component: plasma membrane. Gene Ontology annotation, biological process: response to zinc ion; zinc ion transmembrane transport. Gene Ontology annotation, molecular function: zinc ion transmembrane transporter activity. Bases 1 to 1134 code for a protein of 377 amino acids. Lineage: Eukaryota; Metazoa; Chordata; Mammalia; Lagomorpha; Ochotonidae. The record is from RefSeq and is a predicted model, not a curated record. The transcript is spliced from 8 exons.
AUGGAGGUCACUGAGAAGCGGUACCUGUUGGACAGCAGGACUGGAGUCCGGUCAUACAUGGGGUCUCUGUGGCAGGAAGGGAUGGGCUGGAUCCCCCAGCCAGGGCCUGGCCCAGACAUGCAGGCCAUGGAGCUGGCUGCCCAGAGCAACCACUACUGCCAUGCCCAGAGGGGUGCACACAGUCAACACGACCUCAAGCGGGAGCAGGCCCGGCGCCAACUCUAUGUGGCCUCUGCCAUCUGCCUGGUGUUCAUGGUUGGAGAAAUCAUUGGUGGGUACCUGGCACACAGCCUGGCCAUCAUGACUGAUGCAGCCCACCUGCUCACUGACUUUGCCAGCAUGCUUGUCAGCCUCUUCUCCCUCUGGAUGUCCUCCCGACCCGCCACCAAGACCAUGAACUUCGGCUGGCAGCGAGCUGAGAUCCUGGGAGCUCUGUUGUCCGUGCUGUCCAUCUGGGUGGUGACCGGAGUGCUGGUGUACCUGGCCGUGCAGCGGCUGAUCUCUGGGGAGUACGAAAUCGAGGGGGGCACCAUGCUGAUCACAUCCGGCUGUGCUGUGGCUGUGAACAUCAUCAUGGGGUUGAUCCUUCACCAGUCCAGCCAUGGGCACAGCCAUGGCCAUGGGCACAGCCAUGACGCUGGUCAAUCACAGGAGAACCCCAGCGUCCGAGCCGCUUUUGUCCACGUGAUUGGAGACUUUCUGCAGAGCUUGGGUGUGCUGGUGGCAGCCUAUAUUUUAUACUUCAAGCCGGAGUACAAGUACAUAGAUCCCAUCUGCACCUUCCUCUUCUCCAUCCUGGUCCUGGGGACAACCUUGACCAUCCUGAGAGACGUGAUCCUGGUGCUGAUGGAAGGGACCCCCAAAGGCAUGGACUUCACAGCUGUGCGGGAUCUGCUGCUGUCGGUGGAAGGGGUGCAAGCCUUGCACAGUCUGCACAUCUGGGCGCUGACCAUGGCCCAGCCCGUGCUCUCCGUCCACAUCGCCAUUGCGGAGAAUGCAGAUGCUCAGGCUGUGCUGAAGAUGGCCAGUGCCCGCCUCCAGGGGAGGUUCCACUUCCACACCAUGACCAUCCAGAUCGAGGACUACUCUGAGGACAUGAGGGACUGCCAGGCAUGCCAAGGCCCCUCAGACUGAUCUCCUAGCCCAGGGCCCACAGGGACACAAACAGGACCUGCAGGGAGCCGGCCUGACUGUCCCCAGGCUCA